Messenger RNA from Xiphophorus maculatus (southern platyfish), 1584 nucleotides. RefSeq names its product V-type proton ATPase 16 kDa proteolipid subunit-like (gene atp6v0cb). Gene Ontology annotation, cellular component: proton-transporting V-type ATPase, V0 domain. The record is from RefSeq and is a predicted model, not a curated record. The transcript is spliced from 4 exons. Gene Ontology annotation, molecular function: proton-transporting ATPase activity, rotational mechanism. NCBI's taxonomy places the organism in Eukaryota, Metazoa, Chordata, Actinopteri, Cyprinodontiformes, Poeciliidae. The coding region runs from base 146 to 607 and encodes 153 amino acids. Gene Ontology annotation, biological process: proton transmembrane transport.
UUGUGCUGCUGCGCCGGCUAUUUAUCUCAGGAGUCGUGACUCUCCCGUUUACACUGGUAGUUAGGUUAUUGGACGGUUCCUGGUUUACCCGCCGUUGCUUCACAAGCCCGUGGCCUUUUCCAUUGCCUCCUUUAAAUGAGACAGAAUGUCGGGCACAACCCCAGAGUACUCACCGUUCUUCGCAGUGAUGGGAGCCUCCGCGGCUAUGGUGUUCAGCGCCUUGGGAGCGGCCUACGGCACGGCUAAGAGCGGCACAGGCAUCGCCGCCAUGUCUGUGAUGCGGCCGGAGCUCAUCAUGAAGUCCAUCAUCCCCGUGGUCAUGGCUGGUAUCAUAGCCAUCUACGGGCUGGUAGUAGCAGUGCUGAUCGCCAACAACAUCUCAGACAAAAUCACUCUUUACAAGAGUUUCCUCCACCUGGGCGCCGGGCUGAGCGUGGGCCUGAGCGGCUUGGCGGCCGGCUUCGCCAUCGGCAUCGUGGGCGACGCCGGCGUGCGGGGAACGGCCCAGCAGCCCCGGCUUUUCGUGGGCAUGAUCCUCAUCCUGAUUUUCGCCGAGGUCCUGGGUCUGUACGGGCUCAUCGUCGCCCUCAUCCUCUCCACGAAGUAACACGAAGCCGCUUCAUCGGUCCUUUUAAAGUUGCUGCUGGAGGGAAAAAAGUGUAAAAGAAAAAUAGAGAAAAUAUGGAGGAAAUGAAAUACUGGCUCCAUAAAUAUGGUCUUUUCUCAACAAUGUGUACAGUCGUCCCGAUUUGAUAGUCAACUUGUAAAUGCGCAUUGUAGUGAUUUGUCUGUCCUGUGUGUGUGUGUGCGUGUGUUUAAAGAAAAAAAUAGAAAUUGUCGGAUAAAGACUCGUUUUCUCCCUCCACUUUCUUCAGAGCGACUCUGCUUUUCCCCACAUCAACCUGGGAGCUGUAAUAUUAUUAUUAAAAACAAUAAUCACAAGGAUCUGUUUGUAAAAAAACAUGUAUGGACUUGAGAUUUUUGUUCUGCUGAUUUUUAUUUAUAAUGACGUGUUCACUGAACUGUUGAGAUGCAGCAAAAGUCUAAUUGUCCAAGAUAUUAUACAUAUAUAAAUACAUAAAUAUCACUAGGUUUAAUGCACUGUGGGUUGUGAUAAGUGGUUGGAUUUCCUCUUUCUUUUUUUUGAUUAAGAUUGCCUUUGGUCUGUCGCUGGUGGCGUGUAGCUUUAUGAACAUUUCUGGGUUUUUGUUUUUUAAACGUCAGUGUUUUUUCCUCGUAGUGCUGCUGCUGUUUGCAUUAAAGAUGUCGGGUCUCGCCGCUGUGAUUUCCACAUUCCACCUCAUUUUUCACGACCAUCUCAUCUGUGGCUGUUCCUCCAUCCCAGGCGUUAAAAACAAAAAAAACCCUCAUGGGAUUCAGUGCUUUCUUGCUCAGAAGAUUUUAUCCAGAUCAAGAUGUAUUUAAUUAAAAAGAAAAAAGAAAUCAGACAUGAUUAGCUUUAAAGUUAUGCAAUUUAUUUUUUUUUAAUCUGGAGCAUAUUUUCUGGAACUAGAAUUGCUGUCCAUCAAUAAUCCUGUACAAGGUCUGGAUGUAUCAGUUUCUCAAUUAAAGAUUCCAACUGUU